Molecule: messenger RNA, 5200 nt
Organism: Pseudophryne corroboree (corroboree frog)
Lineage: Eukaryota; Metazoa; Chordata; Amphibia; Anura; Myobatrachidae
Gene: ARHGEF25
Product: Rho guanine nucleotide exchange factor 25
Exons: 17
Coding region: 258-2555 (765 amino acids)
Biological process (GO): axon guidance
Cellular component (GO): cytoplasm; extrinsic component of membrane; plasma membrane
Molecular function (GO): guanyl-nucleotide exchange factor activity
Source: RefSeq, a predicted model, not a curated record
CUGGCUUUCUAGUUGUUGCAAGGAUUUAUCACUGUUUAGCUUGCUUUGCUCACCGCCUCUCCCUGCCUCUCAGCAAUCUGCUCUGGUCUGUCACUGCACACACUCUCUCUCAGUAUUAACUCACGCUAUUAACCUCUCAGUUCCAACACUUUCCUGAUUACAGUGCCGCUGUCUGUAACUUCAAUGGGUGCAGCACCCAGCUGUGGCUGAGGAGUGGAAACAGGACUACAAAUUAGCAGAAUUCCUCCAGGGGUUGGAUGUAUAACAUGAAGGCUCCACAGAAACAUGCAGGGCGUACGGAUCAGAUGCUUGGUGCUAUGGCUGACAUCCUAGGGUCCCUUGUACUUCCAAGCCAUCAAUGGAUCUCAGAGACUUGCUCAGAGGAUUCUUCUGCACCUGAACACAGCAGUAAUGAGGAGAAUAUGGAGGAGCCGGGCACCCCUGAUGUGGAAGAAGAACAAAACAAUGAGGAGCUGUCAGAUACAGCUGAGAGUCAGCCAUCGCCUGCUGAAAGCAAUUGCCCCAUCAUUGGCAGGACACGACGCCUGUCUGACUUUCGUUCAUGGUUUGCAGAACACAUUCGCCAUAUGUCAGAAUCAGAAGCAGAAUCCUACUCUAUCGCUGGCAGCGAUGGCAGCAUAUCAGCUUCUGUGGCUUCUAUCCAACCUCAGCCUUCAACUAGCUCUGCUCCAAGUUCGCCUGGAUCCAGGAGGUCUGUCAGUACACUAAAGAAAUGGCUGACAAACCCUGUGAGGAAAUUAAGCAGCGGCAGCCGCCUGGAUCAGCGGCAGAAGAAGAUUGAAAGCAGGCCAAAGCGGGGAGUGCCUGGCCGAAGAAGGAGUGCUGAUGAUGGGGGCAGGGGAAGCUUUGACCUUGGAGUCUUGAGGAAGAUGGAGGACUUCAACCACCCAGAAGACAAGAGUUUGGAAUGGAAAGAACAUGAUAAUCCUGACAAGCAUCAUUUGCCUGACCUAUCUUUUCUGUGUGACCUGCUUCAAGGGGCGACCACAGAACCCAACAAUAAGGAUCCGCACACGUCCUACCUCUCAGACUCCAGAGAGAGAGAGUCUAUAGCUUCUGAGAUAUCGGUUGCUUCCUCCUACUCCCCUGAAGAAACAGAAGAAGAAAGGAAGAGUGCCUUAGAAAAGAGUAUGUAUGUCUUAUUGGAACUGGUAGAAACAGAGAAGAUGUAUGUGGAAGACUUGGGCCAAAUAGUAGAGGGUUACAUGGGAACCAUGAGCACUCAAGGAAUUCCUGAGGACAUGAAGGGAAAGGACAAAAUUGUGUUUGGGAAUAUACACCAGAUAUUUGACUGGCACAAAGACUAUUUUCUAGGUGAGCUUCAAAAGUGCCUUGAGGAACCAAAUCGGUUAGCACAACUCUUCAUAAAGCAUGAGCGCAGGCUGCACAUGUAUGUGGUAUAUUGUCAGAACAAACCCAAGUCUGAGCACAUUGUGUCUGAGUACAUUGAUACCUACUUUGAGGAGCUGAGGCAACAGCUGUCACACCGCCUGCAACUCAAUGACCUACUUAUCAAACCCGUGCAGAGGAUCAUGAAGUACCAGCUGCUGCUAAAGGAUUUUCUCAAGUAUUACAGUAAAGCUGGACAAGACACGACAGAACUGGAGAAAGCUGUGGAAGUGAUGUGUUUUGUCCCUAAACGAUGCAAUGACAUGAUGAACCUUGGUCGGCUGCAGGGUUUUGAGGGAAAGCUCACAGCUCAGGGGAAGCUCCUGCAACAAGACACGUUCGCUGUGACAGAGCAGGACAGCGGUUUCCUGAUGAGGGGAAAGGAGCGCAGGGUCUUCCUCUUCGAGCAAAUCAUCAUCUUUAGUGAGCCCAUUGAUAAGAAGAAAGGUUUCUCACUGCCUGGGUACAUCUUCAAGAACAGCAUUAAGAUCAGCUGUCUGGGCAUAGAGGAAUCUGUGGAUAAUGACCCCUGUAAAUUUGCACUGACAUCACGAGGUACGGAUCGCAGCGUAGUACGUUACAUACUGCAAGCCUCUUUCCCCGAAAUCAGAUCGGCCUGGGUCCGAGACAUUAGUCAGAUACUGGAGAGCCAGCGCAACUUUCUUAAUGCACUUCAGUCACCUAUUGAGUACCAACGAAGAGAAAGUAAGUCCAAUAGUCUUGGCCGAUCCAGUAACAGCAGCAUGAUGGAGACGACCCGCGUGGGUCUCCGGCCUCAUUCUUCUGCCUCCAUGGAUAGAAAUAGAGUCCCCAACCUCAAGUCCUACAAUUCUUCCCUGCCAUCCCUUUAUUUGCCCAGCAACCCUCGAGAAAGUCGGUUUGGAAACAAGGUUCACCCUCCUCGAAAGAGUUCCCACUCAGAUGUCCUUCCCCCAGCAGUCCUUACCCCAGCACACAUCAACCUUGAUUUGAAUCAUUAUCCAGAGUCCUCCACAUCUUCUGCCUCCAAUGGAACCCCACAAAGUGACCCUACCAGCCGGAAAAUAAGCACCUUGUCAAGGGAGCUCCCGGGGUAUACUUCUCCCUCUGAUGAAGUGAGUAUACCUGCUCCUCGGCUGGCAAAGUUGGACGAGGAUGAACUGUGAACUUUGUCCCAGCAUACAGGGGUGCCUUGUAUAAGCAUUCCCUGGUUUUUCUGGAUGCAGCUGUAGUCGGAGAACAGUGAAGAGAAAACUUAUUCUCCUGUCUUUGGAACAGGGUAAACCAGUGAGAAGGGAACUCACCUAUUUGCCUUUUCCAUACCCAACACAGUCUGCAGUUUGAUGUCUGCUCUCUGAGGAAUAAAGUUUAUAGGAUGGCUUUCUUAUAUAUGUCCAACUAACUCCCAGAACUGCUUGGAUGACCCUUCAUUCUUUGUUCAUUCUGUGCUCAAAAUUCUGAAGACUCAUUCUAGACAUGACUCGAGAGAGAUACUGCAAGAACCAAACGGAAGACCGGUGUACUAUGCCACUUGGUGGUAAUGGGUGAAAAUAAAUUUAACAAAUGUAUGUUGCCAUAACUAAGGGAAGACAUGUUACCAUUUCACCCAUUACUGAAUUCAGCAGGGAGCAAGUUUCAAUUCUGUGCUACUUACUUGACAAUCAUAAAAACUGAGCUGAGUGCUAAAAAUGUGACUAUCAUAAGCCGAGGGCUCAUUGUGCAUUACCUGAGUGAGAGAUUCUAAUUGGAAUUCACUAAACAGUACUAAGAUAGAGUACUACGCAGGUGUGUAUUGUGCUCUCUAUGCCAGGAACAUUUGUCAGUAACCUCCUUAGAAAACUCUUUCAUAUCAGUGAAUCUACCUAGCCGUUCUAGUGCUCCUUUUUCCAUAAAGCUUGCAGUUCAGCAAGAGUAUAGAGGCAAUGUACCUGAUCAGCUCUGCGGAACAUUCACUUAUUUAACUGUUAAUGUACUAGCACAUACACACGUUGGGCCUAAGUCUGAGUUGCACACAAUGUUGAUAGUCGCGGAGCUGGACUUUUUUUUGCAACUACUCAAGCAGUUGUAAUCUCCUAUGGCGCGCAUGUAUUACACAGAGUGUACGCACAAAGAUGCUGGUGCAGAAAUGUGCUGGGUGGUGACUGGGAAAUGGAUAGAAGUGCACACAGAAAUUGUCCGUCUCAUGAGCGAGUAAUGGGGCUAUCACAGGUGUGUUAGUGUUCAGAUUCACAGCCAUACUAGGCCAGUCACAUGGACAAACUGCACCAGCCAUAGGGCCAAGUGUCAAUGGUGUGCCAAUGGUGAUGCUGGCUGUAUUACAGCGUGCAGAGUCGCUGAAAGUGGGCGUCUCAGUUCUUACACACUUGUACACCAGGGGAAGGCUAAUACUAGCAUUUGCAAUGCAAGAACGAAUGCAGCAGCGUCCAUCUCUGGAUAAGGCCCUUUGGAUAUAUAUAUAUAUAUUUUUAGGUUUAUGCAACCUGUGGCAUCUUUUGUCAUUUGUGAGACUAAGACAGAAUAAAUUAGAAUCAGAACCAUAGGAGCUGACUUUUUAAAAUGAUAGAGCUGCUUACUCCACCCUCCACCACCCACCCAUAUGGCUGAAAAAAUGGCAUUAUAAAUAUAUUCAGUGGCUGUGGGAGCACAAGUAUUCGGGAAUUGCAAGCAGCUACAGAGCUGGCUGUUAUGUCCAGAGCCAUAUACCCAGCAUGCACUGCCAGUCAGACCUACAGACUCUGCUUCUUAGAUAUCUGCCUGAUAGUACCAUAUGCUCAAACACUACAUUUAAGCUUAAGCGAUAGCUAUUACAGUACAUUGCCCCUGUCAUCUUGCUGAACCAUUGGAAGGUGAUUUUGAAAUGAAAUGUUUGCACACAACCUGUGUUAUGACCAAAAAUUGUAUAUGAAUAUUGUUAUAUAGAUGAUCAAUCAUGUUCUUAAUUUAAAUGGCCACUUUCUUCUUCUAGCCAGGUGUAACUGUAUAAAAAAGUUUUGUCAUCAAAAGUACAAAAUCAUAUGAUCAAACAUCCCAAAGAAAUAAAGGCUAGGAUCCUAGUAUGUGCGGGUCCCAGCUAUAUACUUGUUGCAGUCAGGGUUAUUCUGAUUAGUCUGCCUAUAAUAGGAGAGGUGGGGCACACAGUCACAUGUAUCUUGUACACAGAGCCAAUUAUACAGUCAUGGCAGCCAAAGAAUGGUGGUACCUAAGCCAACUAUGCAUGCAAGUAGGCAUGGUAGGGGAAAUGUUGGUGAUACUAGUUCUUGUCUUUGUUCAAUUUACUGAAAGCAAUCACUUUUCUCCACCCACCUUGAUGUUUGCUCCCCUUUGGCUCAAUACAUACUGUGUAUGUUAGCAGCCUGUCAGGAUUGACUUGGGGGAUUGUUUUAUUUUUUUAACUUAAGUCAUAUAUAUAUAGAAGAUAGAGUAUUACAACAGUUGCUUAUACAUCUCGCCAGUGCCAGAAAAAACUAUAAUUCCAAAGUGAUUCUUCCCCUUCACCAGUGUAAGCCAUAGUCUAGAUAUUCUAUGAGCGCAAUAAUAUGAUGUCUAUCCAAUCUGAAGAUAUUAUCCUACAUGUAUGAGUUUAACAACUGUUUAAUUUAACCCCGUAAGCCAUAUUUCAUACAGUGUUUUACCAAAUAAUGGGAGAUAUGCAAUUUGCAUUACAGUGAGGCUAUAGUAUGUCAAAUGAUACUGAGAUCAGCAGCUGUUAAAAGAGGUGAUUUAAGCAUCUGGACAACUGUCCCUAUUGUAUAUUUAUUACAACAGAUUGGAAGUUCUUUCUUUUGGGAAUAAAACCUACAUUAUUACACAC